This is a messenger RNA of Pocillopora damicornis (cauliflower coral), 722 nucleotides long. RefSeq lists its product as uncharacterized. The record is from RefSeq and is a predicted model, not a curated record. Lineage: Eukaryota; Metazoa; Cnidaria; Anthozoa; Scleractinia; Pocilloporidae.
AUGUACGUAAUCAGCUCAAGGCUAAGAUUCUGCUCCGUUCUAAGCACACGACUUCAGGGUGUCAGAUGGAAUUUCCCAGCCGUUGUAAUGCUAGGUGAAACGAUAUAUUAUUGGAUUGGAGCUUCCCUUGCAGUACUCUUCAUGCUUCUCGUUUGUCAUUGCAUAAGACAAAUGGGGGAAGACGGAGAAAAUGACAACACCAACACCACUCUAAGAACUGUCAACACGAAUGGAAUUCAAAGGGUAGCAGACAUUCAACGAGAUGGACAGGUGGAAAGGAUGGUAACGAGUACAAUGAACGACCCUUGGCAACAUGAAGAAGCGUUUGAUCAAAUUUUUAAUCCCGUUGCAGACAGUGCCCCUCGAUCAUAUAUUGAAGUUGAAGAUGAGACGGAAGCACCUCCGCCAAGUUAUGAAGAAGUUAUGAGGGCUUCACAGGAGGCUCCUCAUUCGAGAACACCGUCAAACGAUCAUCAUGUUACCACGUAUAUUUAAAUUUUAUAUGUGAAGGGUCUCGGUCAGCGGAAACAAGCUAAAAAGUGGGCGGGUGGUCACGCGGCUGUUUCCCUGACAACCGUAACCGCUGUCAGUCGUUCACCCGCUCUUUCACUGGCCUUUACCGAACGAGGACUUGAGACUGGCUACCUCCACGAAACUGUGAGGAGCCCUUGAGGGCUUCCACAGCCAUAUCUUGUUUGUUUGGUGGAAUUGUUAAUAAGACA